AUUACUUCUUUCAUUACGAGUUAUAUGUCUGCAUGAUGACUAGAGUGUUACGUUGGCUCCGUUUUGUUUGUUGUUUUGGGUGUACCCUUUAAUGGCAUACAAAGUGUUUGAUGAAAUCUCAAACUAAGUCUUACAAGAAAUAUUGCUUCUUACCUCUAUUGUCUUUUAAAAUAUAUGUUUUUUUCCAUUGCUAAUAGAUUUAUCCUUGUGUAGAGAAGAUUAGAUUAACCUUUUUAAUCAUAUAUAGCACAGUAGACAGGUAAAUAGAGAUGGGGUUGCCGGAGGCUUCUGAGUCUGAGGACUUAUCAUCAAAGAUGGAGGUGGAUGCAUUCAGACGCCUCUUCCCUCUUCGAUAUUUUGAGCGUCAUUUGGCUGAAUCUAUACGCCCUGAUGCUAGGCCUGUUGGAAGAGCUAGAGAUACUACUGUAUCUCUUGGUGCUGUUGCAUGCGCUGAUGGAUCAGCGCUGGCGAAGAUUGGUUCAACCACCAUGUUGGCUGCUAUCAAAAUGGAAGUCAUGACCCCUUCCUUGGAGGGACCAGAUGAGGGCUGCGUAGCUAUUGAUUUCCACUUGCCUCCGAUAUGUUCUCCAAACAUUAGGCCUGGCAGGCCAGCAGAGGCAGCACCAGUUAUAUCGAAGCAGUUAUCUGACACUAUUUUAAGUUCUGGCAUGAUUAAUCUGAAGGAACUAUCAUUAGUCAGUGGAAAAGCUGCUUGGAUGGUGUAUUUGGACAUAUAUUGCUUGGAUGCUGAUGGUGCUCUUUUUGAUGCUGCAUUACUUUCAGCAGUUGCUGCUUGCUCUCAUUUGCAAAUCCCUGUGGUUUCUUUGGAUUUUGAAGGAAAAAUUGUUAUGGCGUCUGGCGAACAGAAGGUAGAAAAGUUGGAAAAAGAGGCAGUCAAUAAGGAGAGAAGGAAACUUACACUGAGCAGUAUUCCACUCUCACUGACAUGCAUACUGCAUAAGAAACACAUCCUCGUAGAUCCAACUGCUGAGGAAGAAUCAAUAAUGGAUACUCUUGUGACUGUUGUCUUAGAUUCGUCUGGUCAACUUGUGUCUUUAUACAAACCAGGUGGACCAGUUCUUGCCUAUACAUCAGCUGUUCAGAGUUGCAUUGCAUUAACAAGGCAUAGAGUAAAGGAACUUCAGGAGAUAUUAGACGAAGCAAUUUCUGAUGUGUGCUAUCCAGAUGUGUGGGUACUUAAUGUAACACCCUAUGUUGCCACAUUGUGAUUACAAAUUAUUUGGCGGUUUAGAUUUCUGACUAUUAAUUGUGGGAAGUCAAAUGCUAAGGGAUGGAUGAAUCCUUGUUUUCAAGUUUAAUUAGCAAGUAUUGUAUUAAUUUGAAUGCUAUGCUAUUUACCCGAUAGUCCAUGAAAUUUCUGUAGAGCUUUAAUGAGCUCCGCUGCUCUAUUAUCUGAACCCCAGAGCUGGAGAUUGUUAUAUAACUGGAUUGGUCUUAAAGAGCUGUAAUCUUUGUCAUAUAUGCAGAUGCAAAUUUGUAUGUGAAAAAACAAUGGAUGAGCGCGAAGUGUCUCAAGUGGAGCUUCGAAUUCAAGCACCGAGGCUUAUUU
This is a messenger RNA of Mangifera indica (mango), 1570 nucleotides long. Its product is annotated as exosome complex component RRP43. Gene Ontology annotation, cellular component: nuclear exosome (RNase complex); cytoplasmic exosome (RNase complex). Gene Ontology annotation, biological process: exonucleolytic trimming to generate mature 3'-end of 5.8S rRNA from tricistronic rRNA transcript (SSU-rRNA, 5.8S rRNA, LSU-rRNA); U5 snRNA 3'-end processing; TRAMP-dependent tRNA surveillance pathway. Bases 270 to 1229 code for a protein of 319 amino acids. The record is from RefSeq and is a predicted model, not a curated record. Lineage: Eukaryota; Viridiplantae; Streptophyta; Magnoliopsida; Sapindales; Anacardiaceae. The transcript is spliced from 9 exons.